AUGGGUACAUACAGAAAAAGAUUCAAUGAAAAGGCUAGAGCAGGACACAUGUCAAAGCUUAAAGAGUUAAAGCGUAUUAGAAAUAAACAAUUUACAAGAGAGUCAAACGAUGAUGAAGAUGAACAAAAUGAUUUGGAAGAUGAAAGUGAGGAAGCUGUUGACACUAAUGCAUCCAUUAUUGAACCCAUGAGUAAGCAAGAACGUGAACAAAAAAAGAGAAAAUUGCAUGAAGAGUUAUUUAGUGACAAAAAAGACUCCAAGAUAUCAAGACAAAAAAAAAAAAGAAUGGAGAAAUUUAUCGAGCAUCAGUUGAAACGUGAGGAAAAGAAAACUAUUCUUAAUAAAUUGCAGGAUUAUAAGAUAGAUACGUCGAUGUUAACAAGUUCCAAAACUUUAGGUAACGGAAAACAAACCAAGAAGGAAAAGUUUUCGGAAGCUUUAUCUAUAGAACAAAGAGGGUUACCAUUGAAUGAAGAACUUAAAGACAUCUUAUAUGAAACUCGUGAAGUUAAAAAUUGGAAAGAUGAUUUUGGAGACGAUACGCAAGUAACAACACCAAGUAUCACGACCUCAUCCUUUAUUGAUAAUAGGCCAAUUAGACAUGGUGGAAUUGGUUCUGCUUUUGCAUUUCCUAAUAUUAAGGUUGUUGAUAAAAAAGCAAGUGUUCCUAAAAAGAAAUAUAAUUGGAGACAACGAAUAGAAAUGGAAGAGCGCAAGAGACAUCAAAAAGAAGAUGAUUUAGAUUUUGCAAGCUCUAGUGAAGAAAAUGGGAUCAGUAGUGGAAGUGAAGAUGUAGAAAAUGGCAAGGAGGAACUUUCAGGCAAUGAAGAAGAAGAUGAAGAAGAAGAAGAAGAAGAAGAAGAAGAAGAAGAAGAAGAAGAUGAUGAUGAAGAUGAAGAUGGAGAAGAAUAUGAUGAUGAUGAUGAAACUUAUGGAUCAUCAAAGGAAGAAGACAAAACCAUUACCUUUGAUGAGAGAAAAAAGGCUGCAGCCGAUUUUAAAAGUUGGGCUACUAUGCAGAUUAAAGAAAUGGAAGGACGUGAUGUUGAAUAUAAAAUACCAACAGAUAUUAAAGUAGAAAGAUUUGUUAGAGAGGAAGAUUUGGACGAUGGCUUAACCACUGAACACAUUCAAAUUGAUGAAAACUUGACAAGAAAAGCUUACUAUGUAUCUAUUGAAAGAGAUCCAGAAAUACAGGCUAUUAGGACAAAAUUGCCUGUUUUUGCAGAAGAACAUAGAAUAAUGGAAGCCAUCCACCACAAUGACGUUGUAAUUCUAUGUGGGGAGACUGGUUCUGGUAAAACUACUCAAGUUCCACAAUUUUUAUUUGAAUCCGGAUAUGGCACUUCACCUGAUUGUCCUGGUAUGAUUGGUAUUACACAACCUAGACGUGUUGCUGCCGUAUCCAUGGCCCAAAGAGUUUCGAGUGAAAUGGGCAAUUAUUCUGAUAUUGUUGCACAUCAAAUUAGAUUUGAUACUACUGUUGAUGAAGCAACUAAAAUCAAGUUUAUGACUGAUGGUGUUUUGUUGCGCGAAAUGAUGACUGAUUUUAAAUUAACUAAAUAUAGUUGUGUUAUCAUUGAUGAAGCACAUGAAAGAAACAUCAACACGGAUAUAUUGAUUGGGAUGUUAAGUAGGUGUGUAAAAUUAAGAAGUAAGGAAUAUGAUGCAGAUCCAGUAAACUGCAAGAAGUUGAAGUUAAUCAUUAUGUCAGCCACAUUAAGAGUUACUGAUUUUUCUGAAAACCCAGUUUUGUUUCCAAUGCCACCUCCUGUACUAAAAGUGGAAGCAAGACAGUACCCUGUUUCCAUUCAUUUCAACCGUAGGACGCCGUAUAAUUAUACUGAGGAAGCAUUUAAGAAGACUUGCAAGAUCCACAGUAAGUUACCCCCUGGUGCUAUUUUAAUGUUUUUAACUGGUCAGCAGGAGAUCACUGAUAUGGUUAAAAGAUUAAGAAAAGAGUUUCCUUUCCCAGUUAAUUCCAAACAGAAAUUGGCUUAUAAAAAACAUCCACCAGUUAAAAUCAAUUCCGAAACUGCGGCUAUGGAAGUUGAAGAUAUAGAUUUUAGCGUUAAAGUUGAUAGGGAGGAGACCGAAAGUGAUGGUGAUAAUUACAUUUAUGAUGACUGUAUUGAAAAGACGAAUGAAGAUGACGGAGGCUCUAAGACCAAAGAAGAAAAAGAAGAAGAGAAAGAGGAAGGCUUUGAUGAAACAUUGGAAGAGGGGCAGACACCGAAUGAUCCGUUGUAUGUAUUGCCCUUGUACUCUUUACUUCCAACAAGGGAACAGAUGAGAGUUUUCCAAGACCCUCCAAAGGGUUCUCGUUUAUGUGUUAUUGCCACUAAUGUGGCAGAAACUUCAUUGACUAUCCCUAAUGUUAGAUACGUUGUUGAUUGUGGAAGAAGCAAGGAACGUAAAUAUAAUGAAGAAACCGGUGUACAAAGUUUUGAAAUCGGCUGGGUUAGUAAAGCUUCUGCCGCUCAAAGAAGCGGUAGAGCUGGUCGUACUGGGCCUGGCCAUUGUUACCGGUUAUAUUCUUCAGCUGUAUUUGAUCGUGAUUUUGAGCAAUUUUCUAAACCUGAAAUAUUACGUAUGCCAGUGGAAAGUGUUGUUUUAACAAUGAAAAGUAUGGCUAUCCACCAUAUUGCCAAUUUUCCGUUUCCAACUCCUCCUGGAAGAGGUGCUCUGCAACAAGCUGUUGAGUUGUUGAAAUACUUGGGUGCCUUAGAUUCAAAUGCUAAUAUUAGUCCUGAUGGUAAAAAAAUGAGCCUGUUCCCAUUGAGUCCCAGAUUUUCAAAAAUGUUAUUGGUGGGUAAUGAGCACGGGUGUUUGCCCUAUGUAGUUGCAAUAGUCAGUGCUCUAUCUGUUGGAAAUCCAUUUAUCGGUGAAAAUGAAUUGGGUAUAUCAAACAUGGAAAAAACGGGUGAUAGUGGCAUUGUAGAUAUAUCAGAAGAAAAAAGGAAGCUACGUACAGCGUAUUACAGAAGCAAAAACAAGUUUAGUAAACUUGAUAAACAUAGUGACGUUUUUAGAUUGUUAAGUUGUGUUUCUGCAUUAGAUUUUGUUCCAAAUAAUGAAAGGAGUGAAUUUUUCGCUAAAAAUUUCCUAAGACCCAAGUUGAUGUUGGAAAUUUCUAAAUUGAGGAAACAAGUUUUAUAUAUUAUUAAAUCGCAUACCUCUAAAGAGAACAUAGCUGUUUCUGUUAGAGCUGAGGAUUUAAAAGUCGGUGUUCCAGCGGAAAUUCAGGUGAAAUUAUUAAAACAAAUGGUAUGUGCAGGGUUUAUAGAUCAAGUUGCAAUUCGUGCAGAUUACUUGCUUCCGGAAGAUGCAAAGAUUACUAAUAGAACAUCGAUUAUAAAUAUUCCGUAUGUUCCCGUAAUGGCAAAGAAACAAUCUAGUGGUGAUAUCUCUGAACUUUUUGUUUAUAUACAUCCAGAAUCUAUGUUGUGCAAGUUGGGUGGUGAAAAACCUCCAAAAUAUAUAGUUUAUCAAUCUUUGCAACAAAAUAUGAAUUCAGGCAAAAUUAGAAUGAAGCCUUUAUGUGAUAUUAAGAGCACUCCAUUGACUAAUAUCGCCAGAAAGGGUACUUUAUUGACAUACAGUAAGCCAAUUACGGGCCAAGGUUUUAAACCAAUUAGCUUAUCUCUAACUUGUAGAUGCUGUUAUGUUGUUCCACGGUUUGGUGCCAGUGUUGACAGUGAUUUGAAAGUUGGUUGGGACUUGAAUCCAGUUUUUGUAUUACAAAAAAAGGAAAAGGGACAAUGGAAAGUGGAGAAGUUGCUUACUAGUAAACAGUACAAUGAUUUGAAUGGGUCCAAAAAGAACUAA
This is a messenger RNA of Saccharomycodes ludwigii, 3828 nucleotides long. It is a transcript of the gene ECM16, whose product is annotated as ATP-dependent RNA helicase ECM16. Lineage: Eukaryota; Fungi; Ascomycota; Saccharomycetes; Saccharomycodales; Saccharomycodaceae. The transcript has a single exon. The coding region runs from base 1 to 3828 and encodes 1275 amino acids. Gene Ontology annotation, cellular component: intracellular anatomical structure; nucleolus. Gene Ontology annotation, molecular function: ATP binding; RNA binding. Gene Ontology annotation, biological process: maturation of SSU-rRNA from tricistronic rRNA transcript (SSU-rRNA, 5.8S rRNA, LSU-rRNA). The record is from RefSeq and is a predicted model, not a curated record.